Nannospalax galili (Upper Galilee mountains blind mole rat) is the source of this 1148-nucleotide messenger RNA. It is a transcript of the gene Ddrgk1, whose product is annotated as DDRGK domain containing 1. The record is from RefSeq and is a predicted model, not a curated record. The coding region runs from base 79 to 1023 and encodes 314 amino acids. The transcript has 9 exons. NCBI's taxonomy places the organism in Eukaryota, Metazoa, Chordata, Mammalia, Rodentia, Spalacidae.
GGAAGGGCUGCGCGGUAGUGGGCGGGGCCUGGGCGACCCGGGCCUCCGGGACCGCUGGCCGUUCUUGAGGCUGUCGUCAUGGUGGGCCCCUUGGUUUACUUAGCGGCCGCGGUUCUGUUGAUCGCUCUCAUCCUCUUCCUGACUCGCCGCCGGGGUCGGGCGGCCGCAGCUAGUCAAGAACUACGGCACAAUGAGGAGCCAGUAGCAGCAGGCCAAGUGGGCCAGUCUUGGCCUCUGGAGUCUGAGGAGCAGAGAGCUGGAGGCAGGCCGCGGCGCCGGAGGGACCUAGGCAGCCGCCUACAGGCCCAGCGACGAGCCCAACGAGUCACCUGGGCAGAAGUGGAUGAGAAUGAGGCGGAAACUGCUAUCCCAGCCCAGGAGGAAGAAGGUGUUGAAAAGCCAGUGGAAACUCAGCCAACAGGGAAAAUUGGAGCCAAGAAACUACGGAAGCUAGAGGAGAAACAAGCUCGAAAAGCUCAGCGUGAGGCAGAGGAAGCUGAACGUGAGGAACGUAAACGCCUGGAAUCCCAACGUGAGGCAGAAUGGAAGAAGGAAGAGGAGCGGCUUCGCCUGAAGGAGGAACAAAAGGAGGAGGAGGAAAGAAAGGCCCGGGAGGAGCAGGCCCGGCGGGAGCACGAAGAGUACCUGAAACUGAAGGAAGCCUUUGUGAUAGAAGAGGAGGGUGUGAGCGAAACCAUGACUGAGGAGCAGUCCCAUAGCUUUCUGACAGAAUUCAUCAACUACAUUAAGCAGUCCAAGGUUGUGCUUUUGGAAGAUCUGGCUUCCCAGGUGGGCCUACGGACUCAGGACACCAUAAACCGUAUCCAGAACCUGCUGGCUGAGGGGACUCUAACAGGUGUGAUUGACGACCGGGGCAAGUUCAUCUACAUAACCCCAGAGGAACUGGCUGCGGUGGCAAAUUUCAUCCGACAGCGGGGCCGGGUGUCCAUCACUGAGCUUGCCCAGGCAAGCAACUCCCUCAUCGCCUGGGGCCGGGACCUCCCAGCCCAGGCCUCAGUCUGACUCCAGCCGUUCCCUCUUGGAUGUGUGAUGUUGCCUACAUACAUUAUCAUCCUUCCCUGCCAUCCCGGGGUAUGGAUGGAAUGUGACCAGGAAGUUGUGGAUUAAAGGCCUGUGAGCACUGCUGA